Messenger RNA from Arachis stenosperma, 1673 nucleotides. RefSeq names its product protein terminal ear1-like. The transcript has 5 exons. Gene Ontology annotation, molecular function: RNA binding. NCBI's taxonomy places the organism in Eukaryota, Viridiplantae, Streptophyta, Magnoliopsida, Fabales, Fabaceae. Bases 196 to 1626 code for a protein of 476 amino acids. The record is from RefSeq and is a predicted model, not a curated record.
UAUAGUGUAUGUCUUCCACUUACACGUAGAAAGACAGAGAGAGACAAAGUGCAUUUCUCUCGCAACUUUGGGUUCCGAAGGAAAUAAAAGGCAAUCACAUCAAACAAAGAAGGAAGAACCACAAAACACACACAAACCCAUUACCAUUUCUUCUCUUCCUUCUUCUCCUUAAUUGCUUUUAAUUUACACUCUCUAAUGGGAAACUUGGACCCCACGGCCCAGGAGUUCAGGCCCAGAAACUAUACCCACGGAGCUCCACCUCCAACUCUUCUGAGGCCACCGGCAUCACCUCAUCCUCAGCCGUGGUACCCUUACUUAGGUCAUCAAGUUGGGGUUCGGUGUCCCACGUCAUCUCCUACGAGGUCGCUGAUGCUAGGCUUGGUACCCUCCGCGACGGUGGUUUCAGAAGCAUGGUUGAUGAAGGAGCUUGGAGCGUUCGGGGACGUGAGAGGGGUUCGGAUGGAAGGGGUUGGUGAGGGAAUGGUGAUUGCCAUGGUUGACUUCUAUGACCUCCGACACGCGGAGGCUGCGUUCACCGCCAUUCUGGGCCACCACAUGAACAUGCAUGACUACGCCAUGGCGGGUGGUGUGUUGUGGGCACAGUACAUGGUGCCCUCAUGUGAUGAUGGGGAUAACCAAGGGACGCUGCUGAUUUUUAAUUUGGAUUUACAUAUGGACGCUAUCGCUGUCACUAGUAUCUUCCAGCCUUUUGGUGCUGUAAAGGAGGUGAGGCAUACCCCACUGAAAAAGAACCAAAGAUUCGUAGAGUUCUUUGACAUAAGAGACGCAGCAAGGGCUUUGAAGCACAUGAAUGGCAACCACAUUCAUGGGAAACCCCUCAUUAUUGAAUUCGGACGGCCAGGAGGAGGACAGUACCGGAAAUCAAGUAUUGUUACCAAGGGUUGUUGUUAUGAUGAUAAAGAUAAUCCUAGUGAAGAAUUAGUGGGGAAUAGUGGGGGCGAAGAAGAGAGAAACAACCGGUGUGAUGAUGAGUCCAUUGUCGGAGACACGAAGCAGUCAAGUAGGCGUCAUAGGAAGGGAAAGCAUGCAAAGAAGCAGCAUCAUCAUGAUGAAACUCGCCGCUUCUUAAUCUCUGCACAUGAUGGAGACUCUAGAACAACCGUCAUGAUUAAGAACAUACCCAAUAAGUACAGCCAGAAGCUACUGUUGAGCAUGUUGGAUAACCACUGUAAUCAUUGCAAUGAGAAGAUUCGGGAAGGCGGCCGUGACCACCAGCCCUUCUCCUCCUAUGACUUCCUCUACCUUCCAAUUGAUUUCAAGAACAAGUGCAAUGUGGGAUACGGGUUUGUAAACAUGACGUCUCCAGAGGCAACAAUGAGACUCUACAAGGCCUUCCAUGGCCAACGUUGGCAAGUUUUCAAUUCAAGAAAAACUUGCGAGGUUACCUACGCCAGGGUCCAGGGAUUGGAAGCAUUGAAGGAGCAUUUCAAGAAGUCCAAGUUGGGAUACGAGAUGGAGAAUUGCCUGCCAGUGAUGUUUUCACCUCCUCGAGAUGGGAGGCAGCUGACAGAGCCACUUGCAAUAGUUGCUCAUGCUCAUCACCAAUCACUCAUUGUUAGUAGUAGUACCCAAAGUGACGGCGUUGAAGGUCAAUCAUCAUCAUAACGCUGACAUAUAUACUCACUCAAACUACUACUGUAUAAUGGAUUCCA